Messenger RNA from Nicotiana attenuata, 2530 nucleotides. Its product is annotated as telomere repeat-binding protein 5-like. Bases 218 to 2194 code for a protein of 658 amino acids. Lineage: Eukaryota; Viridiplantae; Streptophyta; Magnoliopsida; Solanales; Solanaceae. The transcript is spliced from 10 exons. The record is from RefSeq and is a predicted model, not a curated record.
AGGUGGUUUUCAGAGGGGUUUUGGGCCAUGAAAGAAUUAAUUGGUUGAAGAAUUUUUUUCUGCUUUUCACAAUAUUUGGUUACUAAGUUUUGUCUUUAGAUUAGUUGGAAUACUUGGCACGCUUGACCGAUGAUGUAUAGAUAUAACGUUUUUAUACUGUAAAGUUGAUCAAAGGCUGCUGUGUUUUUUGAAUGUUUAGUCCUAUGGUUUCUGAGAUAUGGUGUUGCAUAAGAGGUUAGAUUAUGGAUUUAAUGGCUAUCAGGUCCCUCCUAUUCCUCGAGCUACCAGAUCAGCUAGGGGAAGGGGCAAUAUUAGGAAGAAAUCUGAUGGCAAUGAAAUGUGUGCUUUUGACUUGUUGACUACCGUAGCUGGGAAGUUACUGCUGGAAGGAGAAAGCACUCCAAAUUCUACUAACACCGUUAAAGAGGAGGAAGAUACAUCUUUAAAGGAAAAUCUUUAUAAUGAAGGUAUUCGAGAGCGGGGGUUCUUCAUUUCUCCGAUUGUCUCAGAAGCUCCUGUUGUAAAUCAUUGUUUAAGCAAAUCGAAGGAUACGUUAUCUGGACAAGCAUCUGUAAUUACAAGUUCUGAUUGCUCGGAGAAGUUGGAUUCUGCAGAGCGAUUCAUAAAUUGUGAAAGCAAAAAUGAAACCGGGAACUGUUCUACUAAGGUUGAGCAGGAGGCAUCUGGUUUUGGAGAUUUUUCUAAUUGUACAUUAGGCGCUGAAAGUAAAAAGCAAAUGAAAAUUGAUCUGUCAAAUGAUGCAAAGAUUUUCAGUUCACAGUUUCCUGAUCUUUGGGAUAGGAAACCUACAAAUCUUGUUGCUUCGGACAAUACUGUAAAAUUAUCUCUUUCUACGGACCCUGUUCCUUUUGGGUCCUUUCCGGUGAUCCGGAAUGAUGUAAAGUUAACUAACAAAGAUGAUGACGAAAAUUCUUGUGGGUGCGCUCAACCGAGCACCAGAAAUAAGGCCUUCAGGCCAACACCACGUGUAGGAAAUUUUAGGACGAGGAAGUUAAUCGACCUAAAUCCUAAAUUUGAAGAUGCUGAUAGUGAAACAAGGCAUGUGUACAACAGGAAAAAUGACUACAAGAGCGAAAGGUCUCAGAGAGAUUUUCCUUUCAAGAAAAGAAAGCUCUAUUAUUGUAACUCGUUUUCUGAUUCUGAUGGAGGGAGUAGUGAUAGAAUAUGUAGUUCUCCAACAAAAGACAUAAAUAGAGAUGCCGCCGGUUAUAGUCUAGCAUCUUCAGGAGCCCGUGCAGCAGUUGGGACAUCAAUCUCCAGAGGCGCUCGUACAUCUAGUGAUUCCCAUGUGAAGCUCAAGAUCAAAUCUUUCAGAGUUCCUGAGCUUUUUGUUGAGAUUCCAGAAAAUGCAACUGUUGGUUCUUUAAAGAGGACCGUAAUGGAAGCAGUGACUGCAAUACUUGGUGGUGGGCUGCACAUUGGUGUAGUUUUUCAGGGUAAGAAGGUUAGAGAUGACAACAAGACCUUAUUGCAGGCUGGAAUUUCACAUGAUGACAAACUUGAUGCUUUGGGUUUUACCCUGGAGCCUAAUCCCUCUCGAGCUUCCUCAACUUCAGGUCCAGAAAGCCGUUCGCGUGUACUUCCUUGUGACACACUUCAACCACUAACCAGGGGCCCGCCUACUCCUACUGUAAUUUGUAAUGGCAUACGACGGGGAACAUAUAGUGCCUUCUCAGAUCAUCCAGAACCAAAUCUGAAUAACUUCAUUGAAAGCGAUCAUGAUUCAGCUCCAUCCCCUCCUGAUGCCUCACUGGAGAAAGAUGCUGCAGAUUCAAGAGCAUUGGUUCCGGUUGCUGCAGUGAAUGCAGAAGCUUUGGCCGUAGUUCCAAUGCGAAAGCACAAGCGAUCUGAAACCGCACAACGUCGAAUCCGCAGACCGUUUUCUGUUUAUGAAGUGGAAGCACUUGUUCAAGCUGUUGAGAAGCUUGGAACUGGAAGGUGGCGUGAUGUCAAAAUGCGAGCUUUUGAUAAUGCCAAACACAGAACCUAUGUCGAUUUAAAGGACAAAUGGAAAACAUUGGUGCACACAGCAAGAAUAUCUCCUCAACAAAGGAGAGGUGAGCCUGUGCCUCAGGAACUCCUUGAUAGGGUCCUCAUUGCUCAUGGUUACUGGUCCCAAAAACAAGCUAAGCAACAUAUGAAACAUCAAUCCGAGACGCGUCUUUUGCUUUAAAGAAGGUUGUAAAGGAUAAACUGGCUGCAGAAACUGGAGAAAUAUAAGUAAUUAAGUAGAUGGGGUUUGGAGAAUUUUUUUGAUUUGUUAAUAAUAAUAUUUUGUAAGUGUAAAGGUUAUAACCAGGAAGUAAAUUAGUUAAAUUACAUUUAGCAAGGAAGUUGGGGUUGGCACUUGUACCUGUUUGAAAAUAAAGUGCUCGCUAACACAAAUUUUGGUAUGGGGGUUUUGUAAUUUUGCUUAAAUUGUUGUUUUUUUUUUUAACAAGAUAUUCUUAUCUUGGCAAUUGUAGUUUAUUGUUCAAUUUGUGUAAUAGAAAGGGAGAAAAUUGAUCUA